Varroa destructor (honeybee mite) is the source of this 3528-nucleotide messenger RNA. RefSeq lists its product as uncharacterized. NCBI's taxonomy places the organism in Eukaryota, Metazoa, Arthropoda, Arachnida, Mesostigmata, Varroidae. The record is from RefSeq and is a predicted model, not a curated record.
CAGUCGAUUUUGCUGAGUCUGCAAUACUCUCCACGCGUGUAAAUUAACGGCAAACUAGGAAACUGCCACAGAUCUGUUUGGCCAUCUCCUGAGGUGGCAUUCUCCGUAUUGAUAUCUUUUGAUAUGGAGAAUCACAAAAAUACUGUUUUUAGCCGUGCAACUUUUAACAGAGCCUUGAAGUACGAUAGCGCUAAAAGGGAACUCACAAUUUCCCGUAUCCGAUUUGCCAAUAACGUUUCCAAGCGACUAAAAUUCGUCUACAUGUCACCUGGAUUAACUAUUCAAGAGCCGAGACCUUAGUAUAGGUUCAACAGUUUAACGGUUGGCUAUCUGAAUGCUCUGGACAUAUAAAAAUAAAGUUGCUUGUUAGGAAAUAAGUUAAUUAAUCGACUUCGCCAAUCAAGAUUUAAGAAUCGCACUAAAAAGGACGCGUGUGGACAAACAACGAAGCUCCGAUGCUCGCAGGCAGCGAGAGCAGACUCUGCACCUGUUUUUAACCUCAAGGUUGAAACCCACGAGCGACUUGCGAGGACUUGUUUCCAUUUACAAACGGCAGCCAGGGCCAUGGGUAUUCCGAUGGAGUCCGAGCUGCGUCGAUUUUACAUAAGCUUACCAGUUGAUGACGAAGAAUCGUUGGACGCAUUAGGCGAUGUGGCCGAAAACCUAAAGAUGAGGCUGUGGCCUGGUACAAAUUCUAGUGAAGAGAGACGAAAAUACAGCGUGUACAACAAAUCCAAAGUGCAUGUUACUCUAUGGGCUUGCGAUUUGCGCGUUGGCGAAGAUGUGCUUAAGAAACGUUUAAAGGCCUUUAUGUUCGAUAAUCGUGGACGCUUUACAAACCUGCGAAUUCGUUUUAAUAAGCUUUCCUAUUUAGCAAAAACAGAAACGAGGUACAUUGUAGCGUGCCUAGACCCCGCGUGUCGUAAACGGAUCGAGGAACUUAAACGUGCGCUUGAAAAAGCCUUCCGUGACCUUGGCAAAAGCCUGUUAGACCGUGAUACUUGCCAGUUACAUUGCAGUAUUGUAGCAUGUACUAACCUCAAUGUGUCCGUCGACCUGCUUAAAGUCCUUGGUCACUUUCGAAAGCCGAUAUCGGCGAUAAAUGACAUACAUCCAACACGGCUAAUUGUUACCUCAAAGUGGAACGUCCUCGCAUGUGGAACGUUUCUCGAUGGUACUGUUAAAUGUAUGCCACGAGAGUUGUCGCGGUGUCAAUCUCCGAUCAUAUACGAUACUGUGGAAGAUGCUAGCGAUUUAAUGGGUCGAACAGUCGACCUUAUAAAUUUCCCCAUUAAGCCAAAAGAGCAGCCAAUACAGUUGCUAUUUGCAGUCGCACGGGUAGUUGGCUUUGAUCUAGAAGAAUCAAUGAUUGAAAGGUGUUGUCGAGAGCCCUUACAAUUUUUCCACUUUCAGAAAUCGUACAGGCUUUAUUCUCGAUCGCCUGAUAUUGUAGCCGUAUUUGCGGAUAGAGAUAUACGUGACAGGUUCCUGGCAUGUGUUACAGCAUACUGGAAAUGGAACGACUUUAUGGUUUACGCCACGGAUAUUGACAGGACAUUUCCGAGCGUGAGGAUUACCGUCAACCGCCAAUUACCUUUAGAAACUAAGCUUCUUCUUGGAAAAGCAAAACGCUUUACAUACGAACAUGAUUUCAAGUACUGCUGGAUGGAAGACGACGAGAUUCGUGUUCGUAAGGAUGAUUUUAGUCCUGUCUACACUAUUAGGUGCCAAGAAGAUCUUCAACGUCUGGCUAGGAAGCACCGUCGACGUCAGCCUCAACAAUAUCCUCGACAUAUACCGCAGCAGCAAAAUUACGCAAGAAUGACUACCUGCGUAAUUUGAUCAAUACGCACAAUAGGUGUUAAGCCAUAUUUGACAGCUAUUUUAAUGAUUGAUUUCCCACUAUACACGUUCAUAGCACAUAAUCUUCUUUUAACAUUACCUUCAUAACCCACCACGCACCUUCCAUCAAACAAACCGAGACAGUAUUUACGCGUACAAUGUUUAUAAUAAAAGUUGAUUUCUAUAUUUCUUAUCAGUCGUGCAUUAUUUAUCUGUGCAUGAAACAUCCUUUAAUAUAUUAUAACAUUACAUGCAACAAUUACCUAAUAUAAUCUGUUUCGUUGAAAAACAAGCAAGAAACGGGUAACGGAAGAACAUGCUUUCGCUAGAGUUGGAUCUUCGAGUAAAAUACGCCUCGCGUGCCCCGGAAUAUCAACCUACUAAGUUUAGGAACACGUGAGGCGAUCUAGUUUUGAGACCGAGAGCACACAUGCCUCGUGUCGUGCUGGGAGCCAGUCGCCUGAAGCAACGCCUAACAGCAUUAUGGAAGGAUAUGAAACUUGAAACGCCCUAUAUUCUUUUCGCGUAAACUAAACGAGUGUGAUUCAAAACGAAAUAAAAAAUCUUUUACCUCCCCGUCCGGCCGAAAUCAGAGGCCAGGCUGAUGUGUUACCUCUGCCCACACAACCUCUUUUUUGUCAAUAACUUGACCUUAGCCUUUUACAUAGCCGUCAAAUGCAACUCGUGAAAUAAUGUUGUUAGACUAGUUAGACGCAAGUGAGAAAAACUAACAAGUGGCUACUAUACAAUUUGCAAUUGGCCUACUCGCUGGUAAUCAAAAUAUCAGACAAACGUUCUAGAUUUGAUCUGCAAAAUCCGCGUAUAUCUGGGCCAUCCACAUAUUGCCCUUCAAUGCCACCCAUACCGGCAACACGUAAUCAUUCCGAGCAGUCACAUAGACACCAAUAUUACUUUGAGAAAAACAGAAAUUUAAUCUCAGGCUACAAUACGAAACGGGGAUAGCAAUUAUGAAGUAAAAUAGGUCAUUACUACCUCGCCAGAUUAUGAAAAAUGCAUAAUAGAUAUAUGUUUAAUAUUAUAAUUAAUCUAAAGGUUGAUUUACUCUCGCACUUAUGAACAAAUCUGAUGCACCUUCUCCUCUCAUCGUCUGCUUUUUGAUACGUUUCGGUGCCGAUACCUUCGCAAUACGCUAGCUCCAGUAGACAUUUCUGUAGUUACUGAAGGUUUAUUAAGUGGGUGCAGUACAAACAAACAGUGUCAUCAGGCUUUUGUUAGCCGCCUCAAGGAUAAUGAUGGGCUGUUAUAACAACACAGGAUAUCCGAAAACUUACCACAUGACUAGUACAUAAAUAAAAGUAGUAUAUUUCAAGUAUGAAAAUGUCAAUUUAUUAGGCAACCACGGACGUUGCACAAAUUGAAAUUCAAAAACGUUAUCGUUAUUUUUUCACAAGGACCGAAACGUCUUAGAGAAUUACAAGUGUGCGACUUACACAACGUUUUUAAGAGAUGCGCUAUGGCCAUCAAAUGGACCCUAUUUCAAUGGCCGUGACAUUAUGGAGUUUGGACUAAAUCUACAACUUACUUCGUCUCAGUAUCCAUCUAUGUAAGACACUUUUCUAAUAAUACUAAAUGCUAUCCAUGUCUUCAAAGAAAUGACUGAAUAACCGAUUCUCUUGGGAUAAUUGUAGAAGUGAAUAUAUACUGAUGUUAACUAUGUUCUAGAAC